This is a messenger RNA of Penicillium roqueforti, 615 nucleotides long. RefSeq lists its product as uncharacterized. Gene Ontology annotation, molecular function: protein kinase activity; ATP binding. Bases 1 to 615 code for a protein of 204 amino acids. The transcript has 4 exons. Gene Ontology annotation, biological process: protein phosphorylation. NCBI's taxonomy places the organism in Eukaryota, Fungi, Ascomycota, Eurotiomycetes, Eurotiales, Aspergillaceae. The record is from RefSeq and is a predicted model, not a curated record.
AUGGGUUUGCCGCCUCUUGACUCGGACAUUAAGUUAUUAUCAAUCAAAAGAGACAUCAGACACUCAGGCACUUCUUCGAUUUAUGAGAUCAAUCUUGGCAGCAACCGCUAUGCAAUGAAACUGUUCCACGAUGAGAAUGGAGAUCCAGGAUUUGCAGACAACGGCAGGGAUUUGAAUCGGUUUCGUUGUGAAUAUAACGCCUAUACCAACUUGCUAAAUUUCGAUGUAUGCGAAAGCGGGCUCGUCCCACGUUGCUAUGGGUAUAUCGAUCGCCUCGAUCCAUCCUCUUUUCGCCCGCACCUCGACCAUUUCUUAACCGAUGAAAUGCAUCCGAGAGCUAUCAUACUCGAGUACUUAGAAGGUGCCGAAGAAUUAAACUGUGUUAACUAUUCCGAAGAGCGUCUGCAAUUGGCCAUCCAAGGGAUGAAGGAAAUCCAUCGCGCUCUUAUCAAUCACCAUGAUGUUUAUCCGAAAAAUAUCCUUAUUACACAAGAUUCGAUGGGACGGAAAGGACAGUUGGAAUGCGAGCAUGAAGCCAAGCUGCUUGCUAGCUUUGGAGAAAUACUGCGCGAGGAUCAAAAGCAGGGUUUGCCUCCGAAUACAAAAUUUUAUUAG